Molecule: messenger RNA, 4801 nt
Organism: Malania oleifera
Lineage: Eukaryota; Viridiplantae; Streptophyta; Magnoliopsida; Santalales; Ximeniaceae
Product: regulator of nonsense transcripts 1 homolog
Exons: 29
Coding region: 393-4196 (1267 amino acids)
Biological process (GO): nuclear-transcribed mRNA catabolic process, nonsense-mediated decay
Cellular component (GO): cytoplasm
Molecular function (GO): hydrolase activity; RNA binding; RNA helicase activity
Source: RefSeq, a predicted model, not a curated record
AUCCUAAUGUUACGCGCCUCACGCGCGAGCAGACCAUACGCCCGUAUCCACUCAGGUGCCAACUGUUCGUCGUCCAAUCAGCCCGAAGCUGGAGGCUCGUGUCGCACAGUGCCCACCUCUGACGUUGACCAAUGGAAAUAUCAAUCCACAUUUUCUCCCCCGCCUCUGUGUCUCUCCUCUCCUUUCUCCCUCCUCCCUCUCACCCACUUCUUCAUUUUCUCUUUCCCAAACCUCCAAACCCUAACCCUAGCACCUUCCCGAUUACUCCAUAGUCGAACCAAACUCUGCCUCCCGAGCCAGGAAACCGAGGACCCCAACCCUAGCUCUAACAAUAACCUCAAAUUUUUUUACUGCAAAUACUCUCCGCUGAACAGUUUUGGAUUUGGUUUUCUAUGGAUUCUCAAGCGAACAACCUCUUCGAGACGGCGUCGCAGCCCGAUACCGGAGGCGACGCCUACACGUUUCUCGAAUUCAACACGCAGGGGGAGGACUUUGAUUACCCUGAAUUCUCCGAGCUUUCGCAGCCGAUCAGGUCCUCUUCCGUGUGGCCGACGCCAUCUGAUUCCGUUGCGGACCCCACAGACCGUAGCGUCAGUGGUUCCGAUCAUCAGUCGGAUGCAUCGCCGGUCUCCGCCGCCCCUGGUAGCGCCACCAAGGCCAGGGGCGGUGCCAGUGGUGGCGGCAGUAGCAGUGGCGCCGUUGAUGCUCUGGCGGCCGGCAUGAGUGGGUUGAACUUCGAGGAGACUGGGGACGAUGAAAAUUAUGAGUACGGUAAGGGGGAUUUUACGGAGCACGCGUGUCGGUACUGCGGGGUGCAGAACCCGGCUUGUGUUGUGAGGUGUAAUGUGCCUUCUUGUCGCAAGUGGUUUUGUAAUUCGCGAGGAAACACUUCUGGUUCGCACAUAGUCAAUCACCUGGUUCGAGCAAAGCAUAAGGAAGUUUGUCUUCAUAAAGACAGUCCUUUGGGAGAAACAAUUCUUGAAUGCUACAAUUGUGGGUGCCGAAAUGUUUUCCUUCUUGGAUUUAUCUCUGCAAAGACGGAGAGUGUUGUUGUUCUUCUUUGCAGGGAACCUUGCUUGAGUGUUAAUGCAUUGAAGGACAUGAAUUGGGACCUGAGUCAGUGGUGUCCCCUUAUUGAUGAUAGAUGUUUUCUGCAGUGGCUUGUUAAGGUCCCAUCUGAACAGGAGCAGUUACGGGCACGCCAGAUCAGCGCUCAACAAAUAAACAAGGUAGAGGAACUUUGGAAAACAAAUCCUGAUGCUUCGCUAGAAGAUCUUGAGAAACCUGGUGUUGAUGAUGAGCCUCAACCUGUAGCCUUGAAAUAUGAAGAUGCCUAUCAGUAUCAAAAUGUAUUUGCACCGCUUAUCAAGCUUGAAGCUGACUAUGAUAAAAUGAUGAAAGAAUCUCAAAGCAAAGACAAUGUGACGAUACGUUGGGAUAUUGGUCUUAACAAGAAACGCAUAGCAUAUUUUGUUUUUCCCAAGGAAGAUAAUGAGCUACGUCUUGUACCUGGCGAUGAGUUGCGUUUACGUUACUCUGGAGAUGCUGCUCAUCCAGCAUGGCAAUCAGUGGGGCAUGUGAUCAAACUCACUGCACAAGAGGAGGUUGCACUUGAGCUUCGUGCCAGUCAGGGAGUCCCUGUUGAUGUAAACCAUGGUUUCAGUGUUGAUUUUGUAUGGAAGAGUACCAGUUUUGAUCGGAUGCAAGGGGCAAUGAAAACUUUUGCCGUGGAUGAAACAAGUGUCAGUGGGUAUAUUUACCACCACUUGUUGGGUCAUGAAGUUGAGGUUCAGAUGGUUCGUAAUACGCUACCUCGCCGUUUUGGUGCACCUGGUCUCCCAGAGCUUAAUGCAUCUCAAGUUUUUGCCGUAAAGAGUGUCCUUCAAAAACCAAUAAGUUUGAUUCAGGGUCCACCUGGAACUGGAAAAACCGUCACAUCUGCUGCAAUUGUAUAUCACAUGGCCAAACAAGGUCAAGGGCAGGUUUUGGUUUGUGCUCCAAGUAAUGUGGCUGUUGACCAACUAGCUGAAAAGAUAAGUGCCACAGGAUUGAAGGUUGUCAGGCUCUGUGCAAAAUCCAGGGAAGCAGUUAGUUCUCCUGUGGAGCAUUUGACUCUUCACUAUCAGGUUCGACACCUUGACACAUCUGAAAAGAGCGAACUUCAUAAGUUGCAGCAAUUGAAAGAUGAACAAGGAGAAUUAUCCAGCAGUGAUGAGAAGAAAUACAAAGCUCUGAAGCGAGCGACAGAGAGGGAAAUUUCCCAGAGCGCUGAUGUAAUUUGUUGUACAUGUGUUGGUGCUGGAGAUCCUAGAUUGGCAAAUUUUAGAUUCCGCCAGGUACUUAUUGAUGAAUCUACUCAAGCAACUGAGCCUGAAUGUCUCAUUCCUCUGGUUCUUGGAGUGAAGCAGGUUGUUCUUGUUGGUGACCAUUGCCAGCUUGGUCCCGUCAUUAUGUGCAAGAAGGCUGCUCGGGCCGGGUUGGCUCAGUCUCUCUUUGAACGCCUUGUGCUGCUUGGUGUGAAGCCAAUACGAUUACAGGUUCAGUACCGCAUGCACCCAUCCCUGUCAGAAUUCCCUUCUAACAGCUUCUAUGAAGGUACGCUGCAAAACGGAGUGACCAUUAAUGAAAGGCAAUCGUCAGGCAUUGAUUUCCCAUGGCCAGUGCCAAACCGCCCAAUGUUCUUUUAUGUCCAGAUGGGACAAGAGGAGAUCAGCGCCAGUGGAACAUCCUAUCUUAAUAGAACAGAGGCUGCCAAUGUUGAAAAAAUUGUAACCACUUUCUUGCGGAGUGGUGUAGUUCCUAGUCAGAUAGGGGUGAUUACUCCAUAUGAAGGACAGAGAGCAUAUAUUGUGAAUUAUAUGUCGAGAAAUGGUGCUCUUAGACAGCAGCUUUACAAGGAAAUUGAGGUGGCUAGUGUAGAUUCUUUCCAAGGGAGGGAAAAAGAUUACAUUAUUUUGUCUUGCGUAAGGAGCAAUGAACAUCAGGGUAUUGGGUUUCUGAAUGAUCCUCGUAGGUUGAAUGUUGCACUCACUCGUGCUCGUUAUGGUAUCGUUAUCCUGGGUAAUCCAAAGGUUCUGAGCAAACAGCCGCUAUGGAAUAGCUUAUUGACACACUACAAGGAACAUGAAUGCUUGGUGGAAGGACCUCUGAAUAACUUGAAGCAGAGUAUGGUUCAAUUUCAAAAGCCGAAAAAGAUCUACAACGAUCGUAGGCUUUUCUUUGGCGGAGGACCUGGAAUAGUAUCUAAUGACCCAGUUGCCUCAUCAAGUCCACAUGCUGAUAGAAGAAGCAGUCGUUCCAGGGGUUCUUAUAUGCCAUCGUGCCCACCAAAUGGUACUCAUAAGCCUGGACUACACCCUGCUGGUUUUACAAUGCCUCGGGUUCCCCUUGCACCAUUUCAUGGCGGUCCCCCAUCACAGCCAUAUGCUAUUCCAACUCGUGGGGCUGUACAUGGGCCAGUUGGAGCUGUUCCUCAUGUUCCUCCCACAGGUAGCCGGGGAUUUGGUGCUGGGCGUGGUAAUGCUGGCACUCCAAUAGGCAGUCAUCUUCCACACCAGCAAGGAUCACAGCAAGCCAUUGGAAAUAUUGCAUCAAAUUUCAACUUUCCUGCAUUGGAGAAUCCUAAUAGCCAGCCAUCUGUGGGCGGUCCAUUAUCUCAACCUGGAUUUGUUGCCAAUAUGCCAGUUCAAGGACCAAACCAAUCAUUUCGUGAUGGUUUUUCCAUUGGAGGAAUGUCUCAGGAUUUCUUGGGUGAUGAUUUUAAAAGCCAAGGAUCUCAUGUUCCUUAUAAUGUUGCAGACUUCUCUACACAGGCUUCUCAAAGUGGAUAUGCUGUCGAUUAUGUUACACAAGGAGCACAAGCUGGUUUCCCUGGAAACUUUCUGAACCAGAAUUCUCAAGCAGGAUAUUCACGUUUUGGUAGUGGAAAUGAUUUCAUGUCUCAGGACUAUAUGACUCAUGGAUCACAAGCUCUAUUCACACAGGUGGGCUUUAAUGACCCAUCACAAGAUGAUGCUUCUCAAGCCCACUUUGGAGUGACGAAUCCCAACUCUCUUCAGUCUCAGGGCCUGAUGAAUCCUCUCUACUCUCAGCCCUUUGCCCACUACAGUACUCAGCCAGUGAACAUGCAGGCUCCACAACAAUCACCCCAACAGGGCCAAAGCUCUCAAAACCAAAAACUACACUACAGUGGUUGAGAGACCAGGGGUGAGUUUGAAUAUGUGAUGGGUUAUAGUUUUGCAUCCAGCAACCUGGUGUGUGCUGUCACGCCCUAAAAUGCAGUUAAGGUUUGCCAUUUUCUUGAGGCAGCUGAUUCUUUCCAAAACCCAAUAUCAUGUGAUACCAAAUGGUGGAAAUCAAUUAGUUUGAGAUGGCAAAUGGCUGUGGAUCUCCAAGAAAGCACGGGCGGCACACCUGGGGCAGAGGAAGAGAAGAAUAACCCUGUCGGCUUGAAGUUGUGUAUUGUUUUGGAUGGUGAAAUCAGUGCAAGCAAGGGAGCAUUACAUGGAAUGGCUUUGUCGAAAGGGUUGGGGUUAUGAGGAAGCAGACCCAUUUGCUUUGGUUGACUUUAACACAGGAAGCCCACUUUACUCGUACAGAACAGUUUUACCAAUGGGAAUUUUUGUACAGCAUAUGCGGAGGAAGUGAAGUCACCUAACCCUUUCAGCUCAUCCUGACAUGUACUUAUACUCUAGAUAAUUAUUAUUGAAUAGACGGUGACGAUAUCCUAUAGUUAAAUCUCAGCUACGGUGUUGCUACCUUUUAGGCCUUGAAGAUAUAUAUGAAGUGUGAUUACUGAUUU